Molecule: messenger RNA, 839 nt
Organism: Salvia splendens (bonfire salvia)
Lineage: Eukaryota; Viridiplantae; Streptophyta; Magnoliopsida; Lamiales; Lamiaceae
Product: prostatic spermine-binding protein-like
Exons: 3
Coding region: 132-623 (163 amino acids)
Source: RefSeq, a predicted model, not a curated record
UUCAUAUUCAUAAAACCCCCAAAUUUGGAAAUAAAUUAAUUGAGUUAGGGUUUUAGAUCUCAGUCGUGUAUAAAUUCACACACAUCCACACUUACUUCCAUUGAUUUCUGCCAAAUUAAGUUAGGGUUUUCAUGGAGGCUCAAACUGCGGCUGCGUUCCUCGCUCAGAGCCUCUCCACCUUCGCGAUUCAGGCUCUCCUCCUUCAAAUUUCCACCGCUCUUCUCUCCACGAUAGGAGCUCUUGCAAACGCAGCUGAAUCAACAGUGCUAGAUAGGCUUUUGAUGACUGAGCUCGGCAUGAAGAAGCAGCCUGAGAAUCAAGAAGCCAGUGAAGACGAGGAUGAUGAUGAUGAAAACGAUGAUGAGGAUGAGGAUGAUGAUGAAGGUGGAGAUGGGGAGGAUGAAGAUGCCGGAGGGGACGAGGAAGGGGAGGACCAAGGUGGUGAUGAGGAGGACCCGGAGGACGUUCCCGCUGCAAAUGGUGAUGGUGCUGGAAGUGGGGAGGAUGAGGAAGAAGACGAGGAUGACGAGGACGAAGAUGAUGAUGAUGAUGGUGACGAGGAUGAGGAAGAGGAGGAGGAAGAAGAGGAGACUCCAGAGCCACCUACUAAAAGGAGGAAGUGAGCCUAGAUAUGUGAUCAAUCUCCUUGUCUCUGUGUUUUUUAGUUUUGAAUUUUGCGUAGGAUGUAAUUUUUUAUAUCAAUGCUUUCUUUCACUAUCUUUUCUUUGUUUCAGCUAGUACAUUUUUUAUGUUUUUGGUGAUCAACAUAUCAUUUCAGAAAUAAAAAAAUGUAUCUAUUGAUUAAGAUUAAACAGUUAAUAUUUCAUUUCUUAGUGUUA